AUGACAGAAAUGUUCCUUUCUCUGUGUUUGUCCCCAGGGGUGACACAAAAGCGCUGGGAUGAUCAGAGGACAUGCACAGGCCUCCAGCAGGAGAGCGGCGUGGGGGGAAAAUCCAGCCCUACCAAGGAAUUUUUGCCUUCACAAAACACAGCAUUGAUUUCAGCAGUAAUCAUCGCACAGAUUGAUGAGGACAAACCCAAAGGAAASCAGCCCUGUCUGCCCAUGCAGCCCCUGAUCCCCCAGCCCAAGGCUUGUCCCACGGAGCCAUCUCCACCUCCCCACGGGCCAGCUUUCAUUUCCAGGGCGUUUUUGGUGCUUCCCAGCGGGUUGGAGAUCCAGGCAUCCUUACAGGACACCAUGUCCCCGUCAGACUCUCCCAGUCCAAAGCAGUGUCCAAAGCAGCAGAGAGGCUUUGCCUCCAUCACUGUCACAGCCAGGCGUGUUCCUGUGGGCUCUGCAGAGCUGGCACGAGGCUCUGGAGCUGGACAAGAGCCCGGCACAGUGACCCCCAAACCCGGCAAAAUCCUGGGGCGCUGGCCUCCCCCAGCCYGCACAAACCAACAACCCUCUCCCUUCAAGCUUUCCAAGUCUUGCUCAAAAUCGGGUGAAAAGCCCCAAAAGCAGCUCUUUGACCCUGGAAUCACGGAGGACUGUGUGGGCCUUCAACGCAGCGAUGGAAGGGAGAAAAAGCCACCUUCAUUCAUCUCCCGAGCGCAUCUCCAGCUGUCCCGGCCAUGUCCCAACGCCGUCUAUUAUCUGAUCAAGGCACUCAACGUGUGCAUCGACCARCCUCGAGUGAAAUGCCAAAAAACGCACAGAUCCACGCUGUCCUUGAGGCUGAAGUGCAGUUUGUCGGGAUUAACAGCAGAUGGAGUAGAUGGCAUAGCUAAUGGAGAGCCUUUGGAGGGGAGAGCUCCGGGAGCAAAGAGGGCUCCGCUCGCAUCGCCCCCGAGCGCAAACUGCACGGGAAAGGAGAUCAUUGACAAACACACAGCAAAGGAACGAUAUUUGGGUAUAAAACACUCUUUGCAAAGUGYCUUUGCCUCGGGGCUUCCAGCGUUUGUGGAUAUUCCCAGAGGAGCUCCCAAGGCGGUGGCAGCAGAGGAAGAGGAUGAGGAUGCGCAGCCUGGCGCUGGGUGUUCCAUCCAAAUUCCUCACUCGGGCAAUGGGGCAGGAACACCAGUGCUGUUGGGAUGCAGAAACAGGAGCAGUACAACAACCCCACGUUCCCUUCCAGAUGGAACCUCCAAAGAUCCCUCCAAAGACACCUCCAAACCCAAAGAGAUCCAAGCCCAGGGUGUCCURAAACCAAAAAUAUCCGUCUCCAACAGUUUAUGCAACAUCAAGGCGUCCUCGAGGAUCCUGCAGGAGGAAAACAGGCAAAAGCAGCUCCUAAAAAGUGACGAKGAACCCCGCGGUUCCAGGGACAGAGCCAAGGAGCUGAAGGCGCAGGAGGAGCGGGAGCGGGGCAGGAGGGUGGCACUGGCCAGGGUGACACUGGCCCGGGUGACACUGGCCAGGACCCGCUCCCCAGCUGUGGCUUGGGAGAAAAAUGUGCUCAGCUGGCCAGGAGCCAGCUCCCAGCUGGACAAAACCCCAGCAGCCCCAUGGACACUGCGGGAAGCGCUGGAAUUGCACAACCCAGGGUUCAUCUGUCGCUCUCAGAAGCGGCUCCGCCGGCUGGAGCUGAAGGUGCAGCUGAGGAGAGCGCGGCAGAGCCAGGCUGCCCCCGGGACCCCCGCCCGCAAACUGUCCUGCACAUCCACCCCCGGCAGGAGAAAACAAUUCACCGUCCCUGACCCUCUCAGCGAUAACCUCUUCAAACCAAAGGAAAGGGUCAUUCCUGAGAAGGAGAUGCACAUGAGAUCUAAAAGGAUUUAUGACAAUUUGCCUGAGGUUAAAAAGAAACAAGAAGAAAAGCAGAAAAGGAUCAUCAUCCAGAGUAACAGGCUGCGUGUGGAGAUGUUUAAAAAGCAAUUACUGGACCAGCUCCUUCACAGAAACACGGAGUGACAAAGGAGUCUCUUGCCCAUCAUCCUAAUUGGAUCUUGAAUGCCUUUGCCUGCUAGAUAAGCCAUAAAAUUAACUGUUAUCUCAAUUACUUGGAGGUGUUUUCCUUAUCUUUGGCUCUUUGUAUAAAGCAAGAUCAUUUAUGUUUCAAUUGAAAUUUUAAGGCAACUUUCAAGUAAUCRAAAACAGCCUAAAAGGGAGCACAGCUGUUUCAGAGCAUCACCUUUGGGUCAGCUUACCCAGAGGAAAUAAUUUUAAGAAUUUUUAAUGCAAAUACUGAAUUACAGGGCUAUUAUUUAUCUUAAUCAUUUUUUAAGCACAUUUCUCCGUAGCACUAGCACAGUGUUUAUAAGACGUGGAAAACUUCUUUCUCUGAAGAAUUUUAUUAAUUGAUUUCCUGUGAGUUAAACCCUUGAAGAAAAYUGUUAUUUGUUAUGUUUAGGAACCAUUUGAAAUAGCAUUACCACAUCAUCAGAGCUGCAGCAGUUUCACAUUAAUACUUAACAUUCCAAAAGGGACCAAUAUUUCAGCUUUUUGAGGAACYCCAUUCCAGUUCAUGGAGUGGAACUACCUAGCAAGCUCUGCCAUUAAAGAGCAAUAUUUAAAAAUCUGUUGAUAAUGCUUUUUUUUCACAUUUUUUUCAUUGUCAUAUUCGUUUUACUCCACUUCUGUGAGCGUGAAGUAUUUAUGGAAAUGGCAGAUGAAGAAGUGGUGCCAAGAAGGAUGUUUGCAUCAAAACUCGCAGAACUCAAACCAGCUGUGAUGU
This is a messenger RNA of Malurus melanocephalus (red-backed fairy wren), 2776 nucleotides long. It is a transcript of the gene CUNH10orf90, whose product is annotated as chromosome unknown C10orf90 homolog. Bases 1 to 2013 code for a protein of 670 amino acids. Gene Ontology annotation, biological process: regulation of centriole replication. The record is from RefSeq and is a predicted model, not a curated record. Gene Ontology annotation, cellular component: centrosome; cytosol; centriole. NCBI's taxonomy places the organism in Eukaryota, Metazoa, Chordata, Aves, Passeriformes, Maluridae. The transcript is spliced from 8 exons.